GGGCUUGUUCCGUGGGUGUCAGGCGGCCAGUACAAAGUGUGGCGUGGACACUGUUUAGUUGGGUUCUACUUGUUAUACGGAACAAUAAAUAAAUAAUCAAAGGCAACCUCUUAGGCAGGGUAAAAAUGCUUAAAUUAACACAGAAUACGAGCUGGCGCCUUCCCAAUAUUAGUCAACAAAAGAAAAAUAACAAUGUGCUCUGCCCACAAACAUUCAUUCUCUUACUGUCUUUCAUUUUCCCUUCUUUUUAUCUUCUUCUAUCCAAGCUCUUUACCCUUCACCAACUUUCUAUCUGUUCUGUUCUGUUGAGGUGCGUCUUCUGUGCAUCCCCGGCCCGGCAGCAGACGACUCCAGGACUUGCUGAAAACUUUAGUGUGGCGUGGCGGCUUACAACGGGAAUAUGGAGGUGUGCAUGCUUAGUGUGUACAGUUACUAGCAAUGUAUGUAUCGCAAUGUUGUAUAUGCAGUAAAAAAUAUUGUGUGCAGAGAAAAGUAAGCAAAUAUGAAGUAUUACACGUAUAUUUGGUCCUUAAAUAGUGAUGGCCAUGACUGACCGGGAAAGAAGCUCAUUUUGGCGUUAUGGCGUAUUGAGAUAUUGUUAGUGUGUAAAUAGAUGGAAAAUUUAAUGUUUCAUAUACCUUGCUACUGAAAGUGCAGUAAACAUAGCGAGUUAUGCUAUAAUGGACAUGUAUCCGGUCCUCAACACAACGUACUCUGGAUGGUGGCCCAGACAGAAUCCAGUACACCUGCAGAGCAAAGGAAGGAGGACCAGUUCAGGUGAAAGUGGUCAUAUUCACCAGGGAGCAGAAAAGGAAAGUAUUUCAGGAUGUUCAUGACUCCAGUAGAGGAGGAGUUCACAUGGGCAUCACUAAGACUAUUGCCAAAACUACAGAGAGAUUUUAUUGCAUAGGCAUUAAGAAAGAUGUAGUGAAUUGGACAGGUGAGUGUGACUGACGUCAGAGAUCUGAAAAGAUGAAAACUGUAGCACCAGUCCUGAAUCCUAUUAAGAGUGAAGGCCCUUGGCAGAUGGUUGAUGUAGAUUUGAUGGGGCCCUAAAAGAAACUCAGUCUGGCAACAAGGACAUCCUUACUUUAACAGACUUACACUCCAGAUUUAUAGAGGCAUUUCCACUGCCUUCAAAAUCUGCUGAUCUGGUAUGUGAUGUAUUGCAGAGUAUUUUCCACUGUUCUGGUCCCCCAGAGAAAACCUUAACUGAUCAGGGAAAGGAAUUCUGUAAUACAUUAAAUGACACUCUUUUCCAUUGUCCAAGUGAAGCACCUUGUAACACUUGCUUGCCACCCCCAAACUAAUGGCCAGGAUGAGAGGACCAACCAGACGCUGAAGGGCUCUUUAAUUAAAUUGGUAAAUGAGAAUCAGAAUGACUGGGACAAACACUCGGAGGCUGCUCUGUUUGGUAUAUGAACAUCAAUGCAAGCUUCAAUAAAGUGUUCUCCCUCUUUCUUGAAGUUUGGUAGACAGCCAACACUGUUGAACUGCACCAAAAUGAUCUUCAUGAAAAAGUUGAUAUUUUAGAAUUCCCAAAUUUGAGCCCCUCAGAUGAGUCAGUGGAAUCAAGAAAGAGUCGCUUGACAGCCAUAAAAGAAAAAGUUGCCAGUCAUGUUGCUAAAGCACAAGCUGAACAAAAUAAAUAAUAUGAAAUGAGGAAAGCUAAAGGACAUAAGUCAUUUGACUUUAAGAUUGGAAUGAAAGUUGUUGUAAAGAAUAAUAAAAAGCAAGGAAGGAAAGGUUCCUGGCUUGAGGAGGACUGGCUUGGGCCUUAUGACACACCCAGCAUCUUAGAUAACUCUGUACAAAUCACCACAAAUGGAAAACUCCUUCAAAAUAAAACUGCAUUAAUUCACAUUAAACUUUAUAAAUCCCUCAGUAGGUACUGCACAGGAGCAUGCACAACUUUGUGGCCAAAUGCUGCUGCCAUCAGCUGCAGGGAGUGCUUCUGCUGUCUCUGUCUUUCCAGAAUCCAUGGCAUCUGGGGAGGAGCCUGGAGAGGACAUUCCCCCAGCCACAGACCAUGCUGGUGUGAGGCAGCAGCCUGAGGUGCUCCUUUGUAAAGGAUUGCACCAUAUCACUCCCCUUGAGGUGCUCCUUUGUGAAGGGUCGCACCAUAUCACUCCCCUGCCUCUCACCACUGUCAGUAAGGAAUGCAUUUCAGAAUCCUCAGCAUAUGGGGAGAAGCCUGGAGAGGACACUUCCCCAGCCACAGACCAUGCUGGUGUGAGGCAGCAGCCUGAGGUGCUCCUUUGUGAAGGGUCACAGCAUAUCACUCCCCUGCCUCUCACCACUGUUGGGAAGGAAUGCAUUUCAGCUGACUGGCUGGCUAUCUGGCUGACUAGUCCACUGUGGGAUGGCUGGCUGGCUGGUUGGCUGGGUGACUCCUCAAGGGCAGCUGUCCCAUCUCUCAAGUGGCCACAUUUUGCAGGCGUCCCCAACCCCUCCCGCCCUGAGUGAACACACCCCCAGACAAAGCCUCUAAUGGGGCCAAGGGGAAGGGAGCAGCCUAGGCCCCUUGCAAUGCUGAGAGAGGUGCAGCCAGCAAGGAGGCAAGUGGCUCAUCUGUCAGUUCUAACCAUGAGGAGCUGGUGUGCACCUACCACGCCCACAGCCACACCAAUGGAGGGCCAACGACACCCAAGUCUGGCCGGUGUGGGUGGGAGUGCAGCUGAGAGUGGUGGUGUGAUGAGUGUGGAGGCUUAAGGCUUAUAGGUGUGGUGACAAGUAGUGAGGUCACCACUGAAUCUGACACACCUGCUGAGCCUGACCUGGUGUCUUUCUGUGCUACCCUGGGCAACAACCGAGCCCUGCGAGUCCCUACCCUCUUCAAGCCAGACGGGGACUACCAGACUGUGGCUGACAUGGUGGGUGGCAGUCACUCCAUUACAGAGUCAACUACCAGUCACGAGAAAGUUUGGACGAGGCCAGAAGUGCGUCAUCCCACCGCAGGUCACGGGGACAGGAACUGCAGGCCAGGCAGGGUCACUGUCCCUCCCACGGCGACCCGGAUUAUAGCUAUGCUCACCCUGUGAAGAAGCAGUACCUUCCCCCACCCCUCCACUGUCCUCCACUGACAGCAACAGGUGUAUGAGUUAGUGAUAGUGAGGUCACUGACAGACAGACUCGCCAAAUUGUUCAUUAGUAAAAGUUCCAUGGCCACUAAGUUUGUAAUCUGCUUCUGUGUUUGUAUCUUUCCAGCCUUUUUAUUCAUUGAUGUACACUUUUGCCUUUCACUGCUUCCUCCUGUAAUCCAUUCUAUAUCUUUAUAUAUUUACAUGGAAAGAUAUGUUUGCAUUAUUUGGACAUUCUCUCUCUCUCUCUCUCUCUCUCUCUCUCUCUCUCUCUCUCUCUCUCUCUCUCUCUCUCUCUCUCUCUCUCUCUCUCUCUCUCUCUCUCUCUCUCUCUCUCUAAUAUUGAGGUUCAUCUCUUGUCCAUAACAAAAGGGCAUUUCUGUCUGGUUCCUCAGGUUGGUUGACUAACCCUAAAGCUGCAGGGGUUUUCACACAUUUCUCCAUUCCAUAUGUCUCUACUCCUUUGUGGAAAGAUGUGUGUUAUUUAGGAAGCUCUCUUCUGUCCAAGUUUCUUUUCAUCUUUAUCAUCAUGUGUCAAGUCAUCCAGUUCUGGCACUAUCUUAGUGGCUGUUCUUUGUAUUCUUUCAAAUCUCUACAUGAAACAUCACCGAAUUAAUUAAGCUUAGCAGAAAUUAUGUAAUGUGCCCUACUGAUGCUGGUGUGAAGGUGAGGUGUUUGUAGUGAGCCGUGUGAUGCCUUCCCCAGUGCUGAAUAUGGAGAGAGCAGCCAGGCAACACCAUAC
Scylla paramamosain (green mud crab) is the source of this 3822-nucleotide messenger RNA. RefSeq lists its product as uncharacterized. Lineage: Eukaryota; Metazoa; Arthropoda; Malacostraca; Decapoda; Portunidae. The transcript is spliced from 7 exons. The record is from RefSeq and is a predicted model, not a curated record. Bases 1924 to 2466 code for a protein of 180 amino acids.